This is a messenger RNA of Polypterus senegalus (gray bichir), 833 nucleotides long. Its product is annotated as PRA1 family protein 3-like. Gene Ontology annotation, cellular component: membrane. Gene Ontology annotation, biological process: negative regulation of transport. Bases 129 to 701 code for a protein of 190 amino acids. The record is from RefSeq and is a predicted model, not a curated record. NCBI's taxonomy places the organism in Eukaryota, Metazoa, Chordata, Cladistia, Polypteriformes, Polypteridae. The transcript has 3 exons.
UGCUUGGUUGGUUGGUUGGCAGACAGACAGGCGGGCGGGUGAGCGGCUCUACUGUUUUUCUUAAGCGCAGGAAGCGUAGGAGCUGCUGGGCUGGGUGCUGAGCUGGCUUGAGUGUUUUCAACAGAAAGAUGGCGGGCUUGGAGUUUGCGCCGCUCAGGCAAUGGGACGACUUCUUCCCAGGUACUGACAGGUUUGCGAAACCUGACUUUGGCGACAUGGCCAAGUGGAACAACCGCGUCGUCAGCAACCUGCUGUACUAUCAGACCAACUACCUCGUGGCGAGUCUCGUAGUCUUCCUGGCUGUCGGGUUUCUAAACCCCCUGGGGAUGAUACUGGGGUGUACGUUGGUGACCGUCACAUUCAUUGGAUCUGUCUGGGCCGGAGAGAACAAAGCGAUCAUCAAGAACUUCAAGAAGAACAACCCCACCAUCUUUGUUGUUCUCGUUUUAGUUGCCAGUUACUUUCUCAUCUCAGUAUUUGGGGAUGUGAUGGUCUUCAUUUUUGGAAUAACGUUCCCCUUACUCUUAAUCUUAAUCCAUGCCUCUCUAAGACUCCGUAACAUCAAGAACAAAAUGGAGAACAAAAUAGAGGGCGUCGGUCUGAAGAAGACGCCGAUGGGAGUUAUCCUUGACGCUCUGGGGCAACAAGAAGAGAACAUCAACAAAAUUGCAGAUUUCAUUUCCAGCAAAGUCAAGGAGUAAUGAGUGGCGGCUUUUGGUAAGCUGACGCUUCAGUGGUGGCGAGCAGAAGGCCGAUGACAUUGAUGACGUCCCAGCACUCAGUUGGAUAAGCGAGUUCUGAGUGGAACCCUAGCUUUAAAAAAAAAAAAAAAA